This is a messenger RNA of Gaeumannomyces tritici R3-111a-1, 1630 nucleotides long. RefSeq lists its product as hypothetical. NCBI's taxonomy places the organism in Eukaryota, Fungi, Ascomycota, Sordariomycetes, Magnaporthales, Magnaporthaceae. The coding region runs from base 88 to 1593 and encodes 501 amino acids. The transcript is spliced from 2 exons. The record is from RefSeq and is a predicted model, not a curated record.
AAAACCUGAAAUUCCAGAAAGGAAUUGCUGCGAUAUCGAAACACUAGCUCUCCGUUCACAGGAUCAGCAAUAUUGUCGUCAAGCCCAAUGCCCAUUGGUGGACCAAUUUCUCCGGAUUUCUUGCACCAAUUAUGCCUGCGCGCUUCCAGUCUCGCCAUUCAACCAUGGACAAAACACGUCGACUCCCGUCAGCCACUUCAUCGACAUUUGCUACGCGCAAUGGCGUCUACGACCCCCCUGAGCGACCCCCUGGUCACGGUGCUGGGCCCAGAUCCCCGGCACCGGAAAUGCGUGCUCAACGGCAACGCCUUUCAGCAAGACGCCAUCACCUCGCACAACGGCUGGCAGUACGCCGUCUUCUAUAGCCCACUUCGAGCCGAAGCGUCCGAACAAGUGUUCGUCCAUGUCGCCCGCCGCAAGCUCCCCGUCGCGCCAUGGGAGGUGCUCGUCCUCGACGACUACCCGCAGACCGUUGACGACGGCCACAACACGGUCCAGAUGGGCAUCUGCGCCGGCGACGGCACCAUCCAUCUCUCAUAUGACCACCACUGUGACGUUCUACGGUACCGCUAUUCCGUCAAGGCUCUCGCCUCGGACCCAGACUGCUUCCCCUGGACCUCGGCCCUCUUCACACCAACGCUGGACCACCUGCCGGGCCUGCCCCGAACCCAUGAGCACUUUGGCUACGUGACCUACCCACGCUUCGGCCCGGCCGGCGGCGGCAGGGACAUGUUCCUGUCGUUCCGGACCGGGAAGGCCGGGCUGGGUGACGACCACCUCUAUGUCUACCGCGUAGGCGAUGACGGCGGUCGCUUCGAGUUUGUCGGCACCCACCUCGUCGGCCUGCAGAACAACCCCUAUGUACACGGCAUGGACUACCAGGUCCGCGAAGACGGCGGUCGUCUGCACGUCACGUGGGUCUACCGCGGCUUCGUGCACUACGACGGCUGGGAUGACCUGCUCGACACCAAGCAUAAGCAGCAGGCCGGCCCCAAUGGCGCCGAGAACAACCAUAAUCUGUGCUACGCGUACAGCGACAACGAUGGGCGCACGUGGCGGAACACGCACGGCGCGCUUGUUGCAGAUUUGGGUCCUGGCGAUGGCCGCGGAGUGACGCCCGACGCGCCGGGCUUGGUCGUCUUUGACAUUCCCAAAGGCUCCGGGCUCACAAACCAGGAGAGCCAGGCUGUCGAUGCGGAGGGGGGUGUGCACGUCCUAAAUAGGACAUUCGAGGGCGAGGGCCGGCCGAUGUGGAGGCACUUCUAUAGGGAGCCCGCAGGGGCCUGGAAGCAGCACACCAUUGGCCCCGUCACCGGCAGCAAGCGAGGCAGGCUCGCCGUCGCCAAGUCGGGUGAUCUGCUCGCCAUCCUCCCCGACUCAGAUGCGUCUACCCUACGAAUCCUUCGAGCGGUGAAGGAGAGUAAAUAUACAGAGUUCCAGCAGGUCUGGCAGGGCAGCGGCCUUUCGGGGGAACCCCUUGUCGACGUCCGCAGAUUACAAAAUGAUGAGACCUUGUCGGUCUUUGCGAGGCUGGACGCUGGUGGAAGCAAAAACGUCGUUGUCUUGGACUUCAAACUAACCCAUAAAUAUUAAAAUCCGCACCCAUACUCUUUCAAUCUCCGUCCCUACG